Molecule: messenger RNA, 1927 nt
Organism: Oncorhynchus mykiss (rainbow trout)
Lineage: Eukaryota; Metazoa; Chordata; Actinopteri; Salmoniformes; Salmonidae
Gene: nkx6-2
Product: NK6 homeobox 2
Biological process (GO): regulation of transcription by RNA polymerase II; cell differentiation
Cellular component (GO): nucleus
Molecular function (GO): RNA polymerase II cis-regulatory region sequence-specific DNA binding; DNA-binding transcription factor activity, RNA polymerase II-specific
Source: RefSeq, a predicted model, not a curated record
GCAUCCCGCUUCACUCACGCCAUAGUUCGAGUCAAUUUACAAAGAAAGCCGACCCUUAUGGUCACCAUCAAAACCACUAAAAAACAUCAUCAGAUCCUUCGACUUGCUAGAGGAUUCUCGAUGUGGACGCAUGCGGCAAACUCACUAUUGACAGUCUGAACCGGAGAGACAUUUACAAAAAGAAUCUAACUCUUGUCCGACAACGCAAGAUAAUUUCUCUCCUAAAGAAGUGUUUUUGUUUUCUGAAGUUUCAACCUUCAGUGGCUGCGGUAUCCAGGAUAUACUUCAGAAGCUCCUGUAUUGGCCUUUGCUUAUCGACCAGUUCAGCGCCUUUAUAUUUAUUACUUUCUCUGGUUUAUUAUUAUAUUUACUCGAGCAAAUUUGGUGGUUCAUGCUCCCAAAUGUUAGCUGUUGGGCAGAUGGAUGCUAACAGGCAGAGUGCUUUCGUCCUAGGCAGUACACCGCUGGCAGCAUUGCACAACAUGACCGAGAUGAAGACGUCUUUAUUUCCCUACACUUUGCAGAAUCAUGCGGGCUUCAAGGCGCCUUCUCUCAAUAAUUUGAACACACAGCUUGCCCUGGGGACACCACAUGGAAUUAGCGAUAUCUUGGGUAGACCUAUCAACUCAGCUGGACAGCUGCUCUCGGGCUUUCCAAGGAUAAACGGCUUGGCCACCGCAGGAAUGUACUUUAACCCAGCAGCCGUUUCUCGGUACCCGAAGCCCCUGACGGAUCUCCCAGGAAGAGCACCCAUAUUCUGGCCUGGUGUGAUGCAGAGCUCCCCUUGGAGGGAUCCACGAGUGCCCUGUCCUGACUCUUCAAUCUUUUUUGUAGCUCAAGCAAACAUGAUGCUCGACAAGGAUGGAAAGAAAAAACACUCCAGACCAACUUUUUCUGGACAGCAAAUUUUUGCAUUGGAGAAAACCUUUGAACAGACGAAAUACCUUGCUGGCCCAGAGAGAGCUCGACUAGCUUACUCUUUAGGAAUGACUGAAAGUCAAGUCAAGGUAUGGUUUCAAAACAGGAGAACCAAAUGGCGAAAGAGACACGCAGCGGAAAUGGCAACAGCCAAAAAGAAACAUGAUUCUGAAACUGAGAAGAUGAAGGAAAGCUCGGACAAUGAGGAUGAUGACGAGUACAACAAACCUCUGGACCCUAAUUCAGACGACGAAAAAAUCACAAGACUUCUGAAAAAGCACAAGGCUACAAACCUUUCCCUGAUCAGUCCAUGCAGCAAUAGCUCGGACACCUUGUGAUGACAGUGACGACUUGUCUUGAAGAGACUGAAACACUCCAUGGUGCUUCUAAAGCUAAUUUAACCAGGGUAUAAAUUGUUCAAAUGGAAAGAAAGGGCGCUGAUGGGUGGUGUGAAUGAUUUAUGUUGUACAAACGAAAAUGUAAGUGAGAUGUAUAUAUUUUUUACUGAGUAAGUUAUGUUAUUAAACCAAUGUAAACAAGACAUGGCAGCCUUUCCCGCAAAUCCCGAUAAGCAUAUACCCUCGCAAUAUUAUAGCUUCAUUUUGUUAUUUUAUUGCCGAAUAAUGUUACCCAUCUCUCCACCUUUUACCAUUCUAAAUUCAAUACAGGUACACAAUGUAUGAAUGCAAAUGUUGUAAAUUAUAAUGUAAAAAGCUUGUUUUAACGAUUUCAACUCCGUUCUAUAAUUUGAAGGAAUUUAUGUUUUACCUCAUCAAACAAAGAUAGAGAACUGGACCAUCGUUUAUGUUGGAAUAAGAGAGUAUUAUUACUUCUGCGAAGAUGGAAGAAAAAAAACGUAUUAUGAAUAAAUUAUUUAACAAGCUUUUGUUUUUGAACAGUUUAUCUUCACUGAAAUUACUCUUCAUUGAAUAACCACGUAUUUUGACAUUGAUCGGGACCCACUCAAAUACUGAGAAAGACGGGUCUAAUAAAUUAUAAUUAACGGAAA